Paramisgurnus dabryanus is the source of this 6600-nucleotide messenger RNA. RefSeq names its product leukocyte receptor cluster (LRC) member 8 (gene leng8). The record is from RefSeq and is a predicted model, not a curated record. Gene Ontology annotation, cellular component: nucleus. NCBI's taxonomy places the organism in Eukaryota, Metazoa, Chordata, Actinopteri, Cypriniformes, Cobitidae.
UUGAGGUGUUGACAUUAGACCGCUGAGCUUGGCGAAGUAGGUGACACGGGUUUCAUUGUUUCCUAAUAUCAACUCGAACUUGGUUUGUUUAAGGUUAUUCGGUAAAAAACCACCAUCUCGUGGAUACGCCAAAAGCGAUUUUCUACAUAUAUUGCGAUUUUUUCCUUUAUAGGGUUUACGUAUACAUUUUAAGGGAGCUAUUUCGUUAGCUCUCUUGGCAAAAUGGCGGCGAACACAGCGCAGCAAGCACCGACACCGAGCUGGCCAUAUGGAGCGAAUGCAAGUGGGGAUAACCCAGCCCAUGAGAACCCAGAAUGGGAGAAGGCCCGACAGGCUCUGGCCUCUAUCACUAAAAGUCAGAAUGCGGCAAAGACUGCACAAACUAAUCAGCCCAACCAACAGGCCGGGCAGUAUCCGACAACAGUUACAGACUCUUCUGCAAUGCAGCAGCAGUACUAUCAACAGUGGUAUCAGAGCCAGCAACAGUAUGCUGGUUAUCCAUAUCCCUAUAACUACUACUAUCCUAUGCCACCGUAUGGAGGAGCAUAUCCUCCCGGACAGUAUGGCGUUCCAGGGACUUACCAGACACCCACUACACCCACUGGAGCUCCCUCUUCCAUGCCUGUAAUGGAAGAUCAGUCCUCCAGUUAUUCCUCCCAACCUAAGCCCCCUACUCCAUCAACUCCUCAGCCUCCCUCCCAAAGCCCGACAUCCUCUGACCCUCCCCCUCCUCCACCAUCCAUACCUCCCCCACCCAAUGGUCAGUACACUCCAACUCCUUCCCAGACCCCCUACAGUCCUAAUGGAGCAAUGCCAUACAGUCCAACUGAUUCGAACACGAUGCGAAGCUACAGUCAAGCGCAGGUUCGGCCCUCUUACCAGGGUUACCAAUCUUCAGGAUUUCAGCCUUCUCAGCAGCAGGGUCAAGGUCAAGGGGCAUACGGAGGUGCAGGCAGGAUGGAUGCCAACAAAAAACAAAACCUUCCCAAUAUGAACAUGGGUGGCCAGCAGUUGUGGCAGCGCAUGAAACAGGCUCCUGGAACAGGUGCUGUCAAAUUUAAUAUAUCCAAACGUCCAUAUGUUAUGGCCAAUCAAACCUUUGCUUCAGGUGAGCAGUCCCCUGUACAGGCUUUGCCCAACGUGUCCACCACUGCAACAGCUGGAUCUGCGGUUGCAACAUCUACCGUUACGACAGCAACGGCCCAGGCUCGACCUCAGGACUGGCCACAGGCCAUGAAAGAGUAUGUGCAGCGCUGCUUUACAGCCUGUGAAUCUGAAGAAGAUAAGGAUCGUACAGAAAAAGUGCUGAAAGACCUUUUGCAGUCCAGGCUACAGGAUGGCUCUGCUUACACUAUUGACUGGACUAAAGAACCUCUCCCAGAUCUAAAGCCGAAGCUGUCUCGCUGGGAAGCAGUUCCCCAACGCUCUCAGGAGAAUGCUGUCGGGAGAGGUGGAGCCACUCGAGGCAGGGGCGGGCCCAGGCUGGGUAAUUAUAGAAAUGUAUUCUCUCAAAGAAGCCCCUCUUCCAGCUCAUCCCGAUCCUCAUCACGAUCACCCUCCCCUCACAGCCGAAACAGAGACAGGAGUCGUCAUCACAGUGACUCUGGCUCUCAGUCAGAUAACAGCAUGUCAAAUGAUGCUCGAUUCCUACUGACCCGACGGCAACAAAAGGGUGGCCGAGGCCGUGGGGCAGAAAGAGGUCGAGGGGGAGAGAGAGGCAGAGGAAGAGGCAAAGCAAAUAGAGGGCGGAGGAAUAUGGAAGAGGCAGGCAGUGGUAUUGGUAAGAAGCGCAAAGGUGGUAACGCUGGUCUUGACUUUCACGACCCAAAUCGAGAAGCCAAGAAGCAAAGCCGGGCUGCACGCUUCCACACUAAACUGCGCACUGAGCCUCUGGUAUUAAACAUUAAUGUAUUCGACGGGACCCAGGAAGGGCUCAGUUGGGAUGAUUGCCCCAUUGUUGGCACCUGCCAGGACAUCACCAAAAAUUACCUGCGUCUUACCUGCGCCCCUGACCCUUCAACUGUUAGGCCUGUUCCUGUAUUGCGAAAGUCUCUUGUUGCGGUUAAAGCUCAUUGGAAAACCAGUCAAGAUUAUUUGUAUGCAUGUGAACAAAUGAAAUCAAUACGCCAGGACCUUACUGUUCAAGGUGUGCGUACCGAGUUCACAGUGGAGGUGUAUGAGACGCAUGCUCGUAUCGCUCUUGAAAAGGGCGAUCACGAAGAAUUCAACCAGUGCCAAACCCAGCUGAAGGCUCUGUAUAAAGACUGUCCUUCGGACAACGUAGGAGAAUUCACAGCUUACAGAAUUAUCUACUACAUCUUCACUAAGAACUCUGGAGACCUGACAACAGAACUUGUGUACCUGACCCCUGAGCUUCGCGCUGACCCGUGUGUAGCCCACGCUCUCGAGCUCCGUACGGCUUGGGCACUUGGAAACUUCCACCGGUUCUUUAAAUUAUAUCGGCAAGCUCCACGUAUGGCCGCUUACCUUAUAGACAAGUUUGUGGAGCGUGAAAGGAUGCAGGCUUUGAGGGCCAUUAUUAAAACGUUCAGGCCCUCUGUGCCGGUGGAGCAUGUGCAGUCCAGCUUGGGCUUUCCAGAUUUAGACUCAUGUUUAGCAUUUCUAACAGGGCUUGGGGUUACAUUCACCCCCUCUGACCCUAGCAAAAUAGAUUGUAAAGUCAGCUCAACAUGUUUGUCCACCUCCUAGUAUGGGGAAAAUGGGGAGGGCCAUUAUCACCUAAAGAAUUACAGUACAAAGCUUAUAAAGACAGACUUUAGGGACCAUACAUUCACAAUCAGAUACACCCACAGUUUACAGCUGACUAGUUUAGUAAGGGGAAUUCUGAUUUUGUUUUUUAACUCUUGUAGAGUCAUGGACUUUCUGACAGAUGGACAGUUAAUAGAUCUGUGAUCCACUUAAGAUACACUCACUUAGGUGCCAUUUUAAAACCCACUAUAUCCUUCUCACCCAGCCCAUUAGUAUUUACUAGUCACCAGUGAUUUCAUUGGCUAGUUUAUUCCUUUAAACAACUUAACACGGCAAACACAGCAAAGAUCUGUUGGGGUCACCUGAGCAGUUAGAAUAAGACCGGUUCAGGCAGCUGGAGGUUCUCCCACAUCAUAGACCUCAAAACAUUUUUAACCUAACAGUGUUGUGUGUUCAUGUUUCUCUCCUCUCAAGCAAACAGCCAGAAAGCUCAAGACAAGAAAACAAGGUUACGGAAGAAGAUUUAAGUGUAAAGUGAGGCGUUUACACUUGCCAUCUCAUCCAGUCUGUAAAGUCGAAAUCGCUGUGUAAGAUGCAAGAUGUCUGAACCAAAACAACCAAAAGGUUCACCCUGUCAUGUUUGAUGAACUUUUCAAGUGAGCUUUGCGGCAUACCUGUGAUUUAGGAAGAAGAGGAUGGUUUGUAUCUUUCCCCUUGCCUAAGAUGUCUUCAGUAAGUCAAUGGAGGUGAUCUGUUAGUCUUACAUCUUAAGAUUUGGACUGAGAUAUCACAAGAACCCACUGAGAAAUUCAAAUUGGCAUUGUAUUCCAUCAGCAUUCAAGUCAACCUGAAAUCUAAUCGACCAAAGAUCCUUUCUCGAUCUUUCCUCAACACCCAAGGAGUGCAGCUCGAUGCAAUGGCUGCAGCGUUUCAGUGACUCACAAAUUUUAACCCCACCCGUGCUGUAAUCUGAAUAAGGCCAGAUGUUUUAAAGUCCAGGUCUAACAGCGAUAAGUUUGACCACCAGCAGCGAUCCACCAGAAGGCCGAGUCCCCUCACGCAUCACUCAACAUAGAUGGUCCUGUGUUCAUCAUGCAUUAAGCCUGACCGGGUCCUGAAGGAAAAUCAAGAGCAGUUUCGUAGCAAAAUGGCUGAUGUGUCUUCUCCAGAUGGUGAUGUCAACUAGUUACCUAAAUCUUGUGUGGCAAGUCUAUCCCGCAGGUGUUUGGAAAUGCAUGGGUUUGUAUGGCUGUGUCUCCUUGUGCGAUGUCCACAUGAAAGAUUAAUGCGUGUGUGUGGCCGGUAAGAAGGACUUUCUUUGCAAAAUCAUCAUCUUUUCUGCUGAGGUGUGAAAGUAAAUCAAAUUUUUCAGUAGGCGACAGGUUGGGAUCUAUCAAAUGUCAUUUUGUAAUAAGCAUCAUCAGCAAAAUUGAAGUAUUAGUGACACCAAUCACCUGUACUAGGACUCCUUUUACAUGCAUUACUGUGCAGCAGUAAGUCAGAGAUUUACUCUUAUAGCAAUUUCACAAAGUGAAAGCUGGAUAAUCUAUUGCUCUAAGAUCUGUAAUGGACUUGAUAUUUGUGGCUUUGCAGUCGUCAUGCAGAUAUAAACUCGUCUAAGAGCUUUUUAGCAUUUUCGAUGGGAAAUUCAACAUUUAUUUAAUGACCAACCAGCAUAGAUCGGGCUUAAGUGGUUUCAGAAGGUGGUUUGCUUGGAGCCAUUAAAAUCAGAAUACAUCCCUGACCCUCAUUGGUGAAUGGUGUACAUAUGUUGAAUGUAAAUAAUGUACAUACUGAAGAUUUAUUUUCCUUUAUAGUACUUUGGUUUCAUUUUUGUUUGUACCAUGGUAAGUUUGUAUUUGAUCCAUAUAGAAAUUUUGAUGGCAGUUUUAAAGUUAAUAAUUUCUAGUCUUGCGGAGCGUACUCAUUGGUUUGCAGUUUGGUGUGAAUAAGUGAUUAUUAUAAAAUGCUAUUUCAUGUCCAGGGAAGCCCGACAUUUCACAAUUAAUUUUCCAUGUUAUAUGAAGAAGCUAAGCAUUUUGUGAAUUUGGAAUAUGCCAAAUCUUUCUCUUGUUGAUCAUUACUAAAUAGCCCUUGGGAGCGAUUCUUCUUUCUGUUUGACUUAUUUUAAGUCUUUUUUUUUUUUGUUCACUUCCUCUGUCUACCUGUAACUUAUCCAUUCUUUGUUCAUCAGUGUUUCUUUUAUGAAUAAUCCCCCAGAUUUCUUGCUGUCAUGAUGUCUUUAACCCUAAUUAGUUUGUGAAAAGAGACCCAACAAGAAAAAGAUUUGGUUUAGGCACAAGUGAGGGCACUGAUAUUUGUUUUGCUGCUGCAGGCCUGAUGACAUUGAUGCUUGGGAAACAAUUCAGCUUUUAUUGAGUAUUCCUGGUUCUCUUUGUUUUGAGUAUGUUAUAGCUUCAUUUCAUUUGGACACUUGUAAUUGCAAAUUAACUAAUUGUAAUGAUAUUUCUUGUUGACUUGAAAUGACAUUGCACUCUGUUUUCUCCUCCUUACCUUAUAUUUCAACCCCUCCCACCCCCAGUCCUCCCUCUCUCUCUCUCUUCCUGCACUCCCUCAGUACCAGAUUCUCUUUCUCUUCUUGCAGUCCUGCAAAAUUGGAGCAAAGCGAGAGAUGAACAGAUGAGAGCAAAACCUUUCCAGAGACAUACUGGAAAAUGGGCAUUGAGACAUCCAGACAUCAGCUUUAUUGAGAUUCUUUAUUAUGCUUGUCUGAUGCUUCUGUCACAUUGAGGAGAGCUUGGUGAUUUCAAUUUGCAAUAUUUCCCUUUUGAUUUGUUUUUUUUUUACACUAAACUAAGCCCUAUUUGAAUGAAAGAACAAACAAACACUUGCAUAAUGUCAGUUUCUGUUUAAGUUAACAUUUAGUAUAAGGUUUUGUAGCUAUAUGUUUGGGUAUGUCUUGUGUCCAUUCUUAUUAACAUUGCUGGUUUUAUUAGAUUUUUUUUUACUGCUUAAUCAUUUAUUUUGUUUUAUUUUUUGCUUUUGUUUAUUUUGUGUUGGCUUUCAGUUUUUUUCUUGUGUACACUGAAUGGGUUUCUGAAUUUGUAUGAUGCUGUAGAAUGGCAUGCUAGACAUACCCGGACAUACAUUUUUAAGUUUUGUGAACUCAAAAUGAAGUCAUACCAAAAGUUGAUUUAGCAUUCAUGGUAUAAAAGCAGUUUAGUGAAAUCCUCAAAGCUCUCAAAGUUAUCAGUUUUUAUUGAGAAUUAAAUGUUGACAUUUUGCCCAUAUUGCAUGUUAGUUGAAUUUUGGUUUUUAAAGCUGUAUUGCUCUCUCAAACAAUGUUAAUCUGAAAUCCUCUUUUUUUUUUUUUCAUGAAGUGUGUAUUUAACUAUUCUGAUAUUGCAGUUGUGUAAUUUUUUUUACAGCAGUUAUUACCCACAGUACCAUCAGUCUCCUCAAAUAUUGCUUGUUCUCUCCUUACACCCGUAAUUUAUUUAACCUUUUCCUGCAUCAACUCUUUGCUUCUCCGCUUAUAUUUUUGCUUCUUGUAUUUAGAUUUGCCUCGGUGUGUAUAUCGUGUUCUCUCUCACGAGUAAUUUUGUUAAUUGACUCUGCUUCGUUUCAUAAAUCUUUUUCCUGUCAUCUUUCUUUUCCCUUUCUAAAUGUGUCUCCUCUAUCUCCCCGUUUCUUUCUCUUCGUGUCAUGUUGUAUAUUGCGAUGUUGUGGUUGUAGAUUGGUUAUAUGUGCUCAGUGCUUGGCAGUAAGUAUUUCCACAGGAAUGUGCUUGUUAUCAUUUCUUUUACAGCUCACCACUGAAAGCCCUAAAAUCAUAUACAUUGGAGUUUAUGAAUUUACUGCCUUUUGUAAAUAUUAAUUUGUACAUAAUGUACCUACUGAUCUUGAGGAAAAAUAAAGUUAAAAUCUAAA